Molecule: messenger RNA, 1920 nt
Organism: Camponotus floridanus (Florida carpenter ant)
Lineage: Eukaryota; Metazoa; Arthropoda; Insecta; Hymenoptera; Formicidae
Exons: 4
Coding region: 822-1787 (321 amino acids)
Source: RefSeq, a predicted model, not a curated record
UUAAAAAAUUAAAUAACUUUAAAAAACUAUUGUAAAAGUGACAUAAAGUGACUUGGUGCGUUCUUUCUCUGAAUCCUUCACAUGAAAAAUAUUUUUAAAAGUGCACCCUGCGUAUGUAUUUGUGUGUGUUGUGUGUUGUGUUUGUGUGUCUAUCCACGUGCAAGCUAUUUUUCUACUAGAAACGGAAAACAUCUGUUGAACACGCUACGCAGGAAACAUCUUGUUAAAGUACUUAGCUGCAGCUUCCAUUCGUAAGACAGAUGUGAAUGGCAUUGGGAGGAGAAAUCCCCACCAACAGAGUGAUGAAAGUCUUCUGCUGUGUAAUCAAUAGAGCAGUUUUGCAGCUCUCGCUGUCGCGUAUAUGUAGCUCAAGGUCGAGCAAAAUGUGGACUUGAUUAUAAGUUGUAUAAUUAUAUCGUAAAUAUUAUUUGAUGGUGUUUUAUGAUCACACUGUUUUAUGAAUCAUGAUCUGUAUAAGAAUUGCUGUGUCAUGACAUAUAACACGGCAAGACAUCGUUCAGAAAGAAUGUUGAACUUAUAAUUUGAUUCGAGGUUCCACAAUCUUUUCACGUGAAUGUAAAUAAACAGUUCAUAUCAAAUUCUAAAUAAAGUAAUGAUUCAUGUACAAUACAAAUAUACAUAUUUGUACCAAGGAAGAAAUAAUAAACUAAAGAAGAAGAAAUCAGCUUGUUAAGGAAGCUAUAUAAAUGAAGAAAUUAGCUCGUUAAAGGAAGAAGCUACAUAAAUGAAGCUAUUCGUAGCUUCUUGCGGAAACAGAACGAAAGAGCGAUCGAGUAUUAUAUUUAAAUUAUCAUGACAGGAUGGCAGUGACAAACAACAACAACACGGAAUUCAUACGAAAAACAUUUCUGAAAUUAACCGAAAAUUAUAUCCAACAUGGAGCCACAUUGAAGGAUUUAAAAUCCAUCACUAGGACAAUCGACAAUAUGAAAAAUGGGACAAAUCGUAGCUUCAAGAAGAAAGUACUGCUGAUGUUAUUUGUGUUGCUUUUAUGCGGCAUUUUCAACAGAUACUUUAAUACUAUAAUUAAGAUGUUUCAAGAGACCCGAUGCCUGCUGCCGAAUAAUUAUCUAGUGUGGGAGUUCACGAGAUCGAUAUCGAAUUGCGAUUAUUGCCGGGAUGUUAAGGCGCCGUUGAUUCUGCCGAACUUGACCAGGGAGGAAUUUCGUCCUUACGCCUAUUCGUCCCGGCCUAUGAUAGUAAAGGAUGCGAUCCGCGACUGGCCCGCACGCGAUGCGUAUACCUUGGAAUUCUUUCGAGAUUUGUACGAGCAAGUCGAAGGCGCGUACGAAUCGGUGGAGGAGGAGUGCCAGUUUCUGCGCUUCAAGAGCGACUUCGCGAAUCUGCGCGAGGUGUUCGCGAUGAGCGAAGCGCGAGCGCUUCAUCGGGAGGGCGAGGACCCCUGGUACGUCGGCUGGAAGAAUUGCCAUCCGCGGAUCCUGGACGGCAUGAAGCGUUUUUAUAGCGUGCCUCAUUUCCUGCCGGAUGACGCGGAAAUUCCGUGCAGCAACUAUAUCUUCAUGGGUUACGAGGAGGGUGCCGUCAUGCAUCUGGAUUAUAUAUCGAGACUCAUGUGGCAAGCUCAGAUAAUAGGUACUAAAACGUGGAUCGUGGCUCCAACGCCAGAAUGCGAUAGCGAAUGUACAUCUUUUAAAUUCACUGUUGAUGCAGCGGAUAUUGUAUUGUUAGAUACGAGGAUUUGGUAUCACAGUACUCACAUUGAAAAUGGAAAUUUGAGUUUGACAAUUACUUCUGAAUAUGGGUAGGCUUAGAAGAAGCCGUUUUAUACGCCCAUUAUUCUCAAAUAUUAUAUAUCUAUAUAUAACGUACAAGCUGCUUAGACAGGACUCUAAGCAUACUUUUUUAUCAUUUCGCAGAUAUCAUCAGAGACUGAUUACG